AUGGCUUUCAUGGUAAAACACAUGGUAGGAGGACAGCUGAAGAACCUAACAGGCGGACUGACGGAGGAGAAACCCGAAGCAGAGAAAUCGGACGCCGCCGCGCAGGGGAUGACUCAAGAGGAAUUUGAACAAUAUCAGCAACAGUUAGAGGAGGAAAAACAAGAACGAGAAGCCAAUUUUGCCCAGAAGAAAGCUGAGAGAGCCACCAUUAGAAGUCAUUUCCGGGACAAGUACAGACUACCAAAGAACGAAUUAGACGAGACCCAGAUUCAGCAGGCGGGGGACGAUGUGGUGUUGCCCACAGAGCUGGCCAAGAUGAUCGCUGAGGACAACCAGGAGGAAGCGCACAAGCAGUCGGUGUUGGGCCAGCUGUCCAACAUCCAGAACGUGGACAUCGACCAGCUGAAAGACAAAGCCCAGGCCACACUGGACGACCUCAAAAAGCAGACAGAGAAUUGCAGUCUCAUGUGAUCUGGCCAACUCUAAGUCCCAGAAGAUUAGAGUUUUACUUGUACAAAUAUUUUUCAAAGGCAGAGCUGCUCUGGAGGUAAACAUAUUCUUAUUGCUUUAGUGGAAUGCCAGUUGGCAGUGCCACAUAACAGUUUUUCUAGCUGCGCAAAGUUAGACAAGAGGCCCUGCAGGAAAGAAAGUAAAAGAUGAGGAAGCUGAAAUCUGAGGCUCGUCUUACUUACUGGAAAGAAAGAAUUCUUGCCAUAGCGUCAUCGAGGUGAGCUAGUUUAGUUAGCUUUCCUGUCACCUUCGAAUAUCCUAAGAGUCAUGAAUGUCAUCCAUAUUUUUUUAUUGGAAUUAGCUAACUCGCACUCUGAAAGACUUAUUUGGCUCUUCCCAUUGAGAUUUAACCAAUGAGAUUAUUUCCGCCUUUAGAGCAACUCCUCCUCGGAGAAAUAUUCAUCCAUUAAAUCCUUUGCUUCCUUCAUUCCCUAACCUCCCUCACUCUCUGUACCUCACAUGACCAGUGAUAACACAAUAGGAUUC
Molecule: messenger RNA, 996 nt
Organism: Perca flavescens (yellow perch)
Lineage: Eukaryota; Metazoa; Chordata; Actinopteri; Perciformes; Percidae
Gene: cplx3b
Product: complexin 3b
Exons: 3
Coding region: 1-471 (156 amino acids)
Biological process (GO): regulation of neurotransmitter secretion; neurotransmitter transport; synaptic vesicle exocytosis
Cellular component (GO): SNARE complex; terminal bouton
Molecular function (GO): syntaxin binding
Source: RefSeq, a predicted model, not a curated record